UAGGACACACCAAACUUGUCUCCCUCCACGUGUCCCCCUGCAUGUCUCCAACCUCAAAUCCUCCCCACACCUGUCCCUUGAAACCCCAUCACCUCUUUCUUAAUAUCCCGCACCUCUCUCUCACUAGCUUCACUUCUCUCUCGAUCAUCCAUGGCGGACCGUCACCAAAACCAAACCCAAACCCAGCAGCAGCAACCGCAGAGAGUCCCAAGACCCACCAACACCAACAACCUGGCCUCUACAAAUGCUUCCACAUUCCUACGUAGACUCCAAGGACAUGCCCCGAACUCAACCCAGCUCGUCGGUUUCUUGACGCUCCUCGUCUCCGGCGCCAUUCUCCUCCUCCUCACCGGCCUCACCUUCACCGCCACAAUUAUGGGCCUGAUCUUGUUCACGCCUCUAAUCAUUAUCUCCAGCCCCAUAUGGGUCCCAAUCGGCGCCCUCCUCUUCCUGACCGUCGCCGGGUUCGUCUCCAUGUGCGGCUUCGGAGCGGCGGCGGUGGCCGGUUCAUCUUGGAUGUACAGGUACUUCAAGGGAAUGCACCCGCCCGGUUCGGACCGGGUCGACUACGCGAGGAGCCGGAUUUACGACACGGCGAGCCAUGUGAAGGAUUAUGCUCGAGAGUACGGUGGGUAUUUGCAUAGUAAGGUAAAGGAUGCUGCUCCUGGAGCUUAACGACCGUUCGAUCAAGCUGUGAAAUUUUAAUGUUUUUUUUGUUACGUUUUGUUUUUGGCACCGGUCCGGUUUAUUGUUGAGCCUGCAGAUAUGUUGGACCCGGGUUUUUUUCCUUACGUGUCACGUCUGGUAUUUGGUUUGUUUCUCUUUUUAUAUAUAUAUAUAUAUAAAUCUUUUUGGGCUCGGAUUUUAAAGGCUUUAUUGAGUUCGGUAGAUGGUCUGGGCUGGGCUGCUGUUGAUUGUUUCUGUUAUGGGUUUUCGUGGUGCAAUCUUGUUCAUGGAUUA
Messenger RNA from Prunus avium (sweet cherry), 960 nucleotides. Its product is annotated as oleosin G-like. Gene Ontology annotation, cellular component: monolayer-surrounded lipid storage body; membrane. The record is from RefSeq and is a predicted model, not a curated record. NCBI's taxonomy places the organism in Eukaryota, Viridiplantae, Streptophyta, Magnoliopsida, Rosales, Rosaceae. Gene Ontology annotation, biological process: lipid storage.